AUGGCUGCUGGCAAUGUCCCAUUCAAAGCAUUACCAAAACAAAUGAGUGAUUCAUGGAUAGUUAUUGAUGAACAAGAUGAAUCGGACUUUGUUGUCAUCGAAAAUGAACAUGGUAAACAGCAGUCUCCUGUACCCGUGAUUCCAUCUCCAAAAACUUCUCCACAAUCAAAACGACCUUUGGCACAAAAUCAUAAUAAUAAUAAGCCAACGAAUAUGUGUCAACCACCAUCUGGUGUUAAACAGAAUAAAAAACGUAAAUGGAAGGUGCUUUAUUCAUUACCAUCAACAGGUGUUAAAGCAAAUGUUGAUGAUUCAAAUCUUGAUUCAUAUGUUAUGGAUCAACAUGCGCAAUUAUUCGACAAACGUGAUUUAUUUAGUUCUCAACAACGUAUUGUCAAAGUCAAAUGA
Molecule: messenger RNA, 408 nt
Organism: Adineta steineri
Lineage: Eukaryota; Metazoa; Rotifera; Eurotatoria; Adinetida; Adinetidae
Source: the annotation of a GenBank genome assembly